AUGUCGCUCACAGCCCUUGCAGAAGAGAUAACCAAGCACGCAAAGAUCCUGGACUCUUACAUAACAACCCACAACCUUCCCCAACCAUCCUUUGAGGCUGAUGGACCGCUGGAUUUUCCUAUAUCGUCCAUCACAGGAGAUGAUGAAGAAAGUGUACAGCUGCAGCUUUCCCGUACAAUCCUUCUCAAUGCUUGCCAAGCGCUCUAUAAUCUUACUAUCGGUCCCGCAGCCUCUGUUGUCUCGUCCGCCCAAAACCACCCCUAUGAACUGUUCAUGCUCAGCACGCUCCAUCACUUCGCCAUCCCACAGGCCGUACCGCUGGAGGGAGGCGCAACCAUGGCAGAGAUCGCUGCGAAGACCGGGUUAGAGGAGGAUAUGGUCUCAAGAAUAAUCAAGUAUGCCUGCUCAUAUCGCAUCUUUCGUGAGAUAGCGGCCCCGGACGGUAAUCUGGUCCUGCAUACGGCAGCGUCUCGCGCAUUUGUUCUACAUGAUGGACUGCGUAACAGCCUUGACAUCUGUCUGGAUGAAAGAUUUCGGGACAUGGCAUCCAUGCUACUUAUUAAUCGGUCACCGAGAGAGCAGACGGAGAAGCAAUCGGAAGAGAAGCUGGGAGUUGACGACGGCGAUAGCAGGGGCUCCAACAGUGGAUUGGCAGCGUUCAACAGAGCGUUCCAGACUGAUGAAAAGUAUCAUGCUUAUAUGCGUAACCCGGAGCAUAGGAGUGUACUACUCGCAAUGAAUGGUUUUCUAGAUUAUGUGAUGGGAGCUACAAACAUGGGAGGUCGCAACCACGAUAUGGAUAUGCUUGCGAACGGCGCCAUUGAUUGGGAUUCACUGGGGGAGGCACUGGUUGUCGAUGUUGGGGGAGGCCAUGGAAACGUUAGUGUUUCCAUCGCUGAGAAGCACCCAAAGCUGCGAUUUAUAGUCCAAGAUUUGCCUACUGUAGUCUCGAAUGGCAAAAAAAAGAUAUACUCCACAGCUCAGAGAGAUCCCCGCGUGGCAUCCCGCAUCUCAUUUAUGGCGCAGGAUAUGUUUAAGCCGCAACCACCGCAGAUAAACGCGGAUAUAUUCAUGUUCCGGUUCGUGAUUAAUGACUGGCCAGAUGAAUCUGCCGUAAAGAUCCUUCAGAACUUGCUUCCGGCGAUGAGAAACAAAACUGGUUGUCGGGUUAUGGUAAUGGAUUGUCUCCUUCCGGAGGCAGGUGCAGAGUUAUCUAUAGUUGAGCGACUGGAGAGAACAAUGGAUUUUUCUGCAUUGGCAAUCCAUAAAGGAAAAGAACGCAGUGUCCAGGAUUGGCGUCAACUAAUCGGAAAAGUGGAUAGCAAGCUAGAAAUUGUACAAGUCUAUACAAAAGCACAUAAUGCUUUUGGCAUUAUUGAGCUUGCCCUCAAGGGGGGAGCUUCCAAAAUCAGCAAGACAGAUACCGAUGAAACAUAUACGAUUUUUGAGAAAUCUCUGAUUGUUCAUUGGCCAUACUGGCGGUGGGGGCCGCAUCUGUGGGCUCCUAUUGCACAGAUUCCGGAGACGAAUGACGUCCAAUUUGAACCCUUACAGACCGAUAAAAAUCGCCCUCCCCAGCUACGAAUUCCAUCCAGUAUCGACGUUACGGAUCCAUAUCAAAUAUCUAGCCUAAUCUUUACCGAAUCUUUAUGGAGAGUUCUCGCCGAUAAUACGAAUUUAUAUGCGUACACGAAAGAAUCAAAAAAUCACAAUCUACAUCAUCGAUCUUGGCAUCCAACUACACCAGAAGAACUCAAGUUUCAUAUAUCUGCACCCCCUGAGGUGCCCGGAGGCUUCAUAUCAACAUUUUACCCCCCAGAGCCUACCCCAGAGCAAGAAUUACGAAUGAGCGAAGAGCAAUUGAGCAGGAUUUGGUGGCAUAAAGUUCAUAUCGUACUUGAUAUGCUGCGGAGAGCCUCAAAAAAUCUAGAUAUCCCUUCGGCAAAUAUCUCUAUUGACGAGGCAAUAGUUCGAAGCCACGGAAGAUCUUCUCAUACCUUUAAAUUACCUAAUAAAUCGAUCAGCCAAGGCUUCAAGAUAUUCGUUCUUGCGGAUCACGGUUACGUUUACUAUUUUUACCCGGCGAGCCGUACGCAGGGGGUCAUUGAGGUGGGAAAGGUGACCUCGCUUACCAAAACGGGCCAAAUGGUAUAUGAGCUUAUUCAAACUCUUCCGAGAGAUAGCUACAAUUACAACGUGUACCUCGACAACUAUUUUACUAGCAUUGAUCUAUUCAAAAUGCUUCGAGAUAUACAAGUUGGAGCUUGUGGCACCACUCGAGCUAUUUCCGCCGGCAAAGAUUUCCCCGAUUUGCUCAAAAAACUGAAGGAUUUGAGCAACUACAUCCCAUAUCACAAACUUUAUGCGAUCCCCGUACGAGACGUCCUCUGUGUUGCAUGGCAAGACAAUAAUAUUGUCCUUGCUCUUAGUACAAUUCAUACUGUUAACAAGACAGAAGAUUAUGUUGAGCGUGAGCGCCGAAGGCCCCAAAAGACUUCAACAAAUGGCCCCUUAGUACAUCGCGAAUUUGGGGUCCAGGCAGUCAAAAAUAUGCUAAUCCCACGGCUUAUUGACGACUAUAAUUAUUAUAUGGGAGGGGUGGAUAUAGCCAAUCAGCACCGAGCUGCGUAUGAGACUCAUACAAAGACCUUUCGCUCAUGGUGGCCUUUAUGGAAUUGGUGUUUGGACGUUGACAUUAUCAACGCCUCGAAACUGCACUCUCUACGUUGUAAAGAGCUGGGAAUAGCUUCACUUUCUCACGUCCAGUUCCGGAGACGGCUUUCUAAGCAGCUCUUAUCCUUCAGGCCUCUGAGUACGGUGUAUCAAAUGAAGCCAAUGAAGCGCAAGACGGAGGAUCUACAACUGCCGGAACACAUAUUGCUGUAUGGAGUUAUCUAA
Messenger RNA from Talaromyces stipitatus ATCC 10500, 2898 nucleotides. RefSeq names its product O-methyltransferase, putative. Gene Ontology annotation, molecular function: O-methyltransferase activity. Lineage: Eukaryota; Fungi; Ascomycota; Eurotiomycetes; Eurotiales; Trichocomaceae. The transcript has 9 exons. The record is from RefSeq and is a predicted model, not a curated record. The coding region runs from base 1 to 2898 and encodes 965 amino acids.